AUGGGAUUCCAGUUUGGGUUCGAGUCGGACACGGAGGAGCCGCAGACGGUGGGGAACCCGCUAGACGCCGUGCAGGAGACUGUCAGGCCGCAAACGUACACGCUGGAGCAUUUUCUGGGGCGGCUGGUGGGGACGCGGAUCUCGUUUGAACAGAUCGAGUUCCCAAAACGGCUUUACCGUCGCGAGUUCUUCGACGUGCGACACCAGCUGAUGGGCGAGGACGGCGACUCGGAGGAGCUGCAGGUGCUUGUGGGCACGACCGCGGAGGACGUGCGCAACGGCGUGUACGAGGGCGGGCUCAAGUCGUGGGAGUGCUGCUACGACCUGAUGCACCGGCUGCAAGAGACGGAUGUUUCUGUGUUCCGCACGUUUGUGGAGCUCGGGUGCGGCACGGCGUUACCGAGCUGUUUGGUCUUGCAGACGAUUUUGCAUCAGAACCUACACGGGGUGGAUCUUGUGCUGACCGACUUCAACUACGAGGUGUUGCGGCUGGUGAGCGUGCCGAACCUGUUUCUGACGUGGUGUCUGACCGUGUUGGACGCGCAGGAGCUGGAGAGGCUGCAGACGCGCGCGGACGUGGAGGGAAACGUGCGGCCGGACGAGAUCGACGUGACAGAGCAGCUGGUUGCACGGUUCAAAGAGCAGCUUGAUUCGCAGCAGAUUGGCGUUUCGUUUGUGAGCGGGUCGUGGGGCCGGGGUUUCGCCACACAGCUGGACCGGCUGGUCACCGCGCCCACUCUUGCCGUUUCCUCAGAAACCAUCUACUCGCCGCAACAUCUGCCGGUGGUGGCACAGCUCAUAACAGACCUCACGCGAACCAGCUCGUGUCGCAGUCUCGUGGCCGCCAAAGACAUCUACUUCGGCGUGGGCGGGUCCGUGACAGAGUUCCUGCGGUGUCUGGAUAACUCCCCGGUGAAUUACUCCGUGGAGAAAAUAAAUGCCGGUGUUCAAAGAAGCUUAAUUCUGUCUUCAUCGUUGUGUUUGUGCUUUCAGAAUAAGGCAUGGCAGUUCUUGAUGGCCAAAAUAGAUGACCCACCGCAGGACUCCUGCUCUUUGCAGCAACCGUUUAGUGGAAAUAACUCCCAACGAAGGCCAAAGAACCUUAAGAACCUGCAACUGGACCUGUCCAAGAACCAGACAAAGUACCCUGUGCCGUUGACGUACUCUGCGAACGGCAGCAGACAGAUUCUGUCGCAUUCGCCCGCGUCGCCCAGAUCGCCGCGACUGUAUCGAACGCCGUCGCUAAAUGCCGUUUUAAUGUCCACAGCAAACUCCCCAACUCAGCAGUCCACCGCCAACGCGCGCGGCCGAUCCCUCACACUCACCAUCAACUCGACCGCUACACAGCCCCCGCGCGCCGCCACGUCGGCCCAGCACUCGCUCGAAUCAGCAAACUCGCUCCAGUUCGCGUCCUCCACCUCUGGCACCUCGGGCACCUCUGGCUCCAGCACAGGCUCCUCGGGCUGCUUGGGCUCCUCCAACGUGUCGGGCCCCCAUGGCUACAACACAGGAUCCGUCCAAAAUGCAUAUCCCCAGGGCCCCGUGUGCGUGCUCGACCCAAACCUGUACCUCUACUCAGAGCCGUCAAUCACCCAAUUGAUCGACUUCGACGUCAUCAUCAAUGUGGCACAGGAAAUCACAGAUUACACAACCCAAAUGACAAACAAAAUCUCCAUCAGCGGCCAAACUAUCCAAUACUACUACAUCCCAUGGACUCACACCUCCAAACUCGUGGCAGACUUCCCCAAACUCACACAGAUCAUCGACGACGCCCUCGCCCAGAAUAAACGGGUCCUGAUCCACUGCCAAUGCGGCGUCUCGCGCUCUGCGUCGCUCAUCUUGGCCUACAUGAUGAAGUCCAAGAAAAUCGGCUACAACGAGGCUUACAACCUGCUCAAACAAAGAGCGCCUCUCAUCUCCCCGAACUUUGCCCUCAUCUACGAGGUCAUGGAAUGGGGCCGUCAUCUCGGGUACAGCCCCCCGGCUUCUCCUUCUAAUGAUAUAUAA
Molecule: messenger RNA, 2007 nt
Organism: Ogataea philodendri
Lineage: Eukaryota; Fungi; Ascomycota; Pichiomycetes; Pichiales; Pichiaceae
Exons: 2
Coding region: 1-2007 (668 amino acids)
Biological process (GO): negative regulation of MAPK cascade; protein dephosphorylation
Cellular component (GO): nucleus; cytoplasm; cytosol
Molecular function (GO): MAP kinase tyrosine/serine/threonine phosphatase activity; protein tyrosine/threonine phosphatase activity
Source: RefSeq, a predicted model, not a curated record